AUGGGUAUUCCGGCUGCGUUUCGAUGGCUUUCAAGCAAGUAUCCAAAGAUCAUCUCACCAGUGGUCGAAGACCAGCCAGUAGUGAUGCCAGAUGGCUCAGUUUUGCCUGUUGACACGACGAGGCGAAACCCGAACGGAGAGGAAUUUGAUAACCUAUAUCUUGAUAUGAAUGGCAUUGUCCACCCUUGUGCGCAUCCUGAGGAUAAGCCAGCCCCCCAAGAUGAGGAGGCAAUGAUGCUCGAAAUCUUCAACUAUACCGACCGUGUAGUAAACAUGGUCAGGCCUCGAAAGCUUCUCAUGAUAGCCGUCGACGGCGUUGCGCCUCGUGCAAAAAUGAAUCAACAACGAUCCCGGCGAUUUCGAUCGGCACAAGAGGCGAAGGAAAAAGAAGAAAAUAAAGUCGAAUUCCUAAAACUUAUCAAGAAACAGAAUGGUGGGCUCCUGCCGCCAGAACAUACUGGACAGGCGAAGAAGGCAUUCGAUAACAAUUCCAUAACACCAGGGACACCAUUCAUGGAUAUUCUAGCCACCAGCCUGCGUUAUUGGUGCAGAUAUAAACUAAACACCGAUCCAGCCUGGGCCAAGAUGAAAAUUCUCAUUUCCGAUGCCACAGUUCCUGGUGAGGGUGAACAUAAGAUCAUGAGUUUCAUCCGAUCGCAAAGGGCGAGCCCUGACUAUGACCCAAAUACUCGGCAUGUUAUUUAUGGCCUUGAUGCUGAUCUCAUCAUGCUGGGUCUGGCGACACAUGAACCUCACUUCCGAGUUCUCCGAGAGGAUGUCUUCUUUCAAGACGGAAAAAGCAAAAUGUGCCAGCUCUGCGGACAAAAGGGGCAUGAGGCCCGGAAUUGUCGCGGCGAAGCAAAGGAAGAGAAGGCUGACACCGAUGCCACUUCCAGUAAUUUAACACCAAAACCAUUUAUCUGGUUACAUGUCUCAAUUUUGCGAGAGUAUCUUGCGGUGGAAUUGGCCGUUCCAGGACUGCCUUUUCGAUUUGACUUGGAGAGAGCAAUCGAUGAUUGGGUUUUCUUGUGUUGCUUCGUGGGAAAUGAUUUUUUGCCUCAUCUACCCGCAUUGGAAAUUCGGGAGCAUGGUAUUGACACGCUGACGACUAUUUGGAGGACUAAUCUGCCCACAAUGGGAGGUUAUGUGACGAAAGACGGUCACAUAGACCUUGAGAAAGCUCAACGCAUUCUGGAUAGCCUAUCAAAACAAGAAGACGCUAUCUUUAGACGUCGAAAGGAACAGGAAGAACGUCGAGAGGCAAAUGCAAAGCGAAGAAAGUUACAACAUGAGAAUCGACCUCAGGGAGCUAUUUGUCGGGCGAAUGGUGACGAUUACAAAGUUGGCUACCAAAACCCAUCUCAAGGCCUGUCACUUCAUCCAAUCGCGAAGUUCCCAAAGGCGCCACCUCGGGCUAUUACUCACGAUAUGGUCGUCAAUAGAACCAGCGCUCAAAGCGCAAAUGUUGCAAAUAGAAGCGCUGCAAGUGCUAUAAAAGAGCAGCUACGAACUGGCAGCGACACAGAGCGUGGCGGCGAUAUGGUACCAGCACUCCUCGGGAAGCGGAAAGCAGAAGACGAUUUGGUUAUUACAACAGAAGUAGAUGUGUCUUCUGGCCCUGAACAGGCGACCAAACCAUCAGGGUCUAUUACUAUACCAGCAGUCCCAGUAGAUACCGUGAGGCUUUGGGAGGACGGAUAUGCCGACCGGUAUUACGAACAGAAAUUUCAUCGCCCGGCCAGUGAUUUUAACUUCCGACACGAGGUAGCAAGGGCCUAUGUGGAAGGAUUAGCCUGGGUGCUUCUUUACUAUUUCCAAGGAUGCCCUUCUUGGGAAUGGUUCUACCCAUAUCAUUAUGCACCCUUUGCUGCAGACUUCAAGGAUCUCGCGAGCAUGGAAAUAUGCUUCGAAAAGGGUCGAAUAUCUAAACCAUUCGAGCAAUUGAUGAGUGUCUUACCGUCGGCAUCACGGCAUGCUCUACCUGAAGUCUUUCACCCUCUCAUGACGGAAAACGAUAGCGAAAUUAUCGAUUUCUACCCAGAGGAGUUCGAGAUCGACCUUAACGGCAAAAAAAUGUCCUGGCAAGGAGUUGCAUUGCUACCUUUUAUUGACAUGUCUCGUCUGUUGACUGCAGUACAAAGCAAAUACCCACUUCUUACUCCAGCCGAGGCUGCACGAAAUGCUCCUGGACGAGAUGUUCUCAUUCUUUCGGAUAAUAACGAGAGUCUUUAUGAUGACAUCCUGACCAAGUUUUAUUCAAAGCGACAAGGAUUUUUACGAUUCAAGUUGGAUUCUAAAGCCAGUGGCGGCCUAUCUGGGAAAAUCGAAAAGCAGGAUGGCUACGUGCCUCAUGGGGCAUUAUCUUACCCAUUAGGGAGAGGUGCUAUGCCAGAUCUGGAUUACGACCACUCUGUCAGUGUUUACUUCGACAUGCCACGGUCACACCAAAUUCACAGAUCAGUGCUGCUUCGAGGGGCUAUUUUGCCAAGCCCGACGCUUACCCCAAGUGACAUGGAAAUUAUGAGAGGCAAAGUCAUAACGGGAGGAAAUCGUGAAAUAAGGUAUGGUAGGGGUUCUGGCUAUUAUAGGCAGGAACACAGGUCUCGUGGUGGUGGUAGACAAGCUUCAUCAUACCCUGUCUGGCGUCCACCGCAUCCUGGCGGCCCGGGGUUUGGUGUAGGAAUACCUCCACCACCACCCUCCUACACGGGCGGGCGCCAUAAUUAUUAUAGUUAA
Messenger RNA from Ustilaginoidea virens, 2736 nucleotides. RefSeq lists its product as uncharacterized. Gene Ontology annotation, cellular component: nucleus. The record is from RefSeq and is a predicted model, not a curated record. The transcript is spliced from 3 exons. Gene Ontology annotation, biological process: nuclear-transcribed mRNA catabolic process. Gene Ontology annotation, molecular function: RNA binding; 5'-3' RNA exonuclease activity; zinc ion binding. The coding region runs from base 1 to 2736 and encodes 911 amino acids. NCBI's taxonomy places the organism in Eukaryota, Fungi, Ascomycota, Sordariomycetes, Hypocreales, Clavicipitaceae.